UGCCAAUAAUCAAAAUAUAAAUCACUUCAAUUUUCGAAAAGCGCAGUAACUUCAUUCGCUACGAUGUGAAAAAUAUAAAUAAAAUAAGUACUAUCGCUGUUAUAUCGUAGGUAUAAACAAAUUCAAGAAUAAAUAACAAACGAUUAAUAAAUUUUGGCUACAUGAGCAGAUUUAUGUAAUCAUUAGUGUGUUUAAUAAAUUUUAUGUAACUUUAAAUCCAUAAAUAAAGCGUGUGUUUUUUCGACGAAAUGUUAUUUGCGUAAAAAGGAAAAAUGGCAAAGGAUUUUAUGUCGGAACAAUUUUCCUUGAAGUGGAACAAUUUUUCUAGCAAUUUAACAUCUGGCUUUUUGAAUCAUUUAAGUGAAAAUGAUCUAGUUGAUGUUACGCUUGCUGUAGAGGGUCAAUUAUUACAAGCACAUAAAUUGGUUCUCUCAGUAUGUAGUCCAUAUUUCAAAAGUAUAUUUAAGGAGAAUCCUUGCCAGCAUCCUGUGAUCAUCCUUAAAGAUAUGAAGUGUGCUGAAAUUGAGUCAUUAUUGAAAUUCAUGUACCAAGGUGAGAUAAACAUUAAUCAAGAAGAUUUACCAACUUUCCUAAAAGUAGCACAAACGUUGCAAAUAAGAGGACUUACAACAGAGGAUACAGUGAACAUAAAAUCAUUUCUUGGGUUUGAAUUAAAUGAGCCUACAGUCCAAAAUAUUGCUCAAUCCAGUUUAAGUACAAUAAACAAAGUAUCCAAAGAUGUAGAAAUGAUAGACAGGAGAAAAAGAUCUCGCGAUUUGACGAGAAAAUGUAACAAAAAAGCGAAACACGAUACACCUGUAACAGUAGAAAACACACAAAACAUAUUUAAAGAAGACAUGGAUAAUGAUGAUCAAGAUGUUCUACUCUUGAAAGAUGAAAAUGAUUCUAUAGUUAAUGAUAGUGACAAUGUUUAUACUACGAAAAACAAUGAAAACGAUGAAAAUGAGAAUGCUACUGAAUUAGCUGUUGAUCCAACUUCAAAAAAUCCAACUCAAGAAGAUGUAGAACCGGUGAUCUAUAGGCUUUCCGCACGAGGCCGGCCGCAAUUAGUUCACGAGGGUUACGUCUACAAUUUAACAUCGCGUUCUGAAGCUUUGAAUAGGUCUCAUUAUAGAUGCGCCGAGCAGCAUCGCGGAUGUAAAGGUAAAUGCGCUGUUAUUGCCGAAAGAUUUAUGCCUACCGGUGUACACGAUCAUAAUCAUCCUCCUGGAUAUCAGUCAGAACAUGAUUACCGAAAAAAGAAAGGAUUAGAUGCCGACACCUCUUAAAAUGGGUUUAUUUUAAGUGUUAAUUAUAAUAGCAUUUUAUCGGAUAAUUAUUUUGUUGUUUGAAUAUUUUAUGAUCAAAGAAAGUGUUUGUUUUUAAUGAUAGCAUUUGAAAAUAGCGUUCCGUAAAGAGCAUACAGUAUUUUAAAAAUAGUUGUCCAAUCGUUUGAUCACGAAACUUUAUAUAUAUUUAAAUUGUUGUGCAAUUUUCUGAUCACGGCAAUCAGAGUGUAUUUUUUGCAAGAAUCAUAAAAUUGCAAUUGUACAUAAUAGUAAAUUAGCAAGCCAGUAUAAAGUAUGUGAACCCCUGUAUUUUCAUUAACUGUGAUGCACAUUUUUGGAAUUCAUAAAAAAGAAGACGUAGUCGGCAGAUAACAAGCACACAUUCCAUUUAGUAUUAUAUUUAACGCGAAUCAAGCCAAAUAAAAGUAUUUAAUUUAUGUUACUUGUUUCACGUAGAAUAUGUCUUUUUAUAUGAUAAAAGCGUAAUUCGUGUUUAUAAACACGCCGAUUUAUCCAUGUACAAUAUGUACAUAUGUACAUAUAAAAUUACUGUUCCAUUUACCGACACUUUAAGUUUUAUAUAUUUCAUAUGUAACUUAUUUGAAAGAAUAGUAUGUCUACUAUUAUAUUCAAAAUUAUAAAAAUCAGGAGUAAAUGAUAUAUACAUAGAUAACAUUGAAAAUUAUAAAAAUUUAU
Ceratina calcarata is the source of this 1985-nucleotide messenger RNA. RefSeq names its product protein tramtrack, beta isoform. Gene Ontology annotation, cellular component: nucleus. Lineage: Eukaryota; Metazoa; Arthropoda; Insecta; Hymenoptera; Apidae. The record is from RefSeq and is a predicted model, not a curated record. The coding region runs from base 273 to 1289 and encodes 338 amino acids. Gene Ontology annotation, biological process: regulation of transcription by RNA polymerase II. The transcript is spliced from 4 exons. Gene Ontology annotation, molecular function: protein binding.